Mesorhabditis spiculigera is the source of this 1563-nucleotide messenger RNA. Lineage: Eukaryota; Metazoa; Nematoda; Chromadorea; Rhabditida; Rhabditidae. The record is from the annotation of a GenBank genome assembly.
AUGAUGAUCCCGAGGGGUAUUUUGGUGUUGUUGGUCUUCACAUUCCGUGUCAGCGUCUUGGCCAAGUAUAGCCGUGGGAUCAUCGCUUCCACUAACGAGAAUCUCCCCUGGUCCUACCUCGAUCGCUUCUGCUUCGUCUCCGAGCUUGGCAACCUCAACUUUACGAUAAAGUAUCCAAGCGACCUCGGUAUCCAGAGUCUCCUACUGUACUACGAUACCUCGGAUCAAUGGGACGCGGUGUACGACACAAACCUGACCUGCGAGCAACGGGUGGCGCGACUCGACCCGGAAAACAAUCAGCAGAUCCGUCUGACACCAAUCGGCGACGAGUUUUGGGACCCGACAACACGUUGCGUCUUUGAGGAGCACGACGCCUUGCAAUGGACAGUAUGCCGAGGAAAUCGUCGUUUUGUGUCGCGCCGAGCCAGAUGGUGGUACUUAGCCGUUUCCAAUUGCGAGCCGGGGUCCCAACGCGGCAAUUCUUCCAUGAACUUCAUCAAUUCCAAUUCGAAUUCUUCCAGUUCCUCGAAUUACAGUGACAUCGAAAUGGGCUAUGGAAUUUAUGCAGACUACACCCUCGAGAUGACAAACGGAGACCCGAACGACCUAUUCUUUUACCACUUCUCUGCCGAUGAAUUUUAUAUUCUCCCCGUCAAUGUCACUUUUUUGCUCCUUGAAACUGUGUUACUCCUGAUGUCGAUGGCUGUAUCAUGUGCCUUAAAAUCGCGAAAUUUGCUACAUCAAACCUUCAAACUCUAUCAAUUUUCAAUCGUGCUCGAAUGCGUUUCAUUAUUUUUCUUAUCAUUUGCGUACUACCUGUAUGCUCUCAAUGGAUUCGGGAUCAACCAGUUAAAACAAAUGGGCAUGUUUAUGAGAGGCUUUCAAACUUCACUUUUCCUCCUGUUACUACUUCUAAUUGCCAAGGGCUAUACGAUCACCAGAGGCCGUCUCUCCGCUUCGUCAAUAUGCAAAUUGGUGUCAUUUAUCUUUAGUUACAUGGUCGUCUACAUUGCCAUGUUUUUCUAUGCGCAAAAAAUGUUUGACUCGGCAAAGGUGACGUACGUCUCGGAGUCGAUGCCCGGUUAUUGUCUGGCUGGAUUGAGGAUAAUAGGGUGGUUAUCGUACGCAUUUUCUUCCAUCACGACCGCGAAUAAAUACCCUGGAAAGCGUGGCUUCUAUAGUGUCAUGGGCGCACUAAUGACAUUAUGGUUUCUCAUGGGCCCAAUCUCGAUUCUUAUCGCAAAUUUUGUGAUGGAUAAAUGGGUGCGGGAAGAAGUGGUGAAUCUUGUGGAAUGCUGUGUAACUUUCUACGGAUUUUUCGUUUUUAUGGUCCUCACCUGGCCGUCUGCAGCCAAUCGAAAUUUCCCGUUCCACGUGCGCACCACCCAGAUUGGCGACAGUUAUCCCGGGGAUUUCCCGCAAAACAAUUAUGAGGCGCGUUACACCAAAAAUGAGGAAAACGGUGACCCGACGACCCGAAACGAGCACAUCCAUUUGAGCAUGGACAACAACCCGCGGGGUAUAGCUUCAAACCGAGAGGAUCUUGACCUAACCCCUCGGGAA